Callorhinchus milii (elephant shark) is the source of this 1747-nucleotide messenger RNA. RefSeq names its product tumor necrosis factor, alpha-induced protein 8-like 2b (gene tnfaip8l2b). The transcript is spliced from 2 exons. Gene Ontology annotation, cellular component: cytoplasm. Bases 368 to 928 code for a protein of 186 amino acids. The record is from RefSeq and is a predicted model, not a curated record. Lineage: Eukaryota; Metazoa; Chordata; Chondrichthyes; Chimaeriformes; Callorhinchidae. Gene Ontology annotation, biological process: regulation of apoptotic process.
CGUGGGCGAAACGCGGCAGCCGAUUGGACGCAGACUCGAGACGAGACGCGCUCUGAACCAGUCUGGGCGGGUGCGAGUUGGCACGUAUGGGCAGCCGCGGCACAGUCGCUCCUGUUACUCAUUUUAUGUCGAGAUAAAGAGCGGGCAAAAUGCAAAAGCAAACAUGUUCUGACACAGCAUUGAGCCGGGACUGAGCUGGUUUUACUCACCCCAUUGGAAACAAGUCUGAGCUGGUGUGGCGAGGCGGAAAUCACACACGCACACUCGCGCGCAAACACACACACACACACACACACACACACCGAAAUAUUGAAUCAACAUCAGGUUUGGAGAGAGCAGAGCUUGGGCGAGACGUGGGGAAUAAGUGAUGGAGAGUUUCAACUCGAGGGACCUCGCCAUGCAAGCGCAGAAGAAGAUCUUGAGUCGAAUGGCCUCCAAGAGCCUCGCGCACAUGCUGAUCGACGACACGACCAGCGAAAUCCUCGACGAGCUUUACCGGGUGUCGAAGGAGUUCACCAAAAACCGGGCCGAGUCCCAGAAGGUCCUGAAGAAUUUGAUCAAGGUGGCCCUCAAGAUCGGGGUCCUCUACAAACACAACAAGUUCAGCGCGGAGGAGCUCGCUCUCGCCGAAGACUUCAAGAAGAAGCUGCACCAGGGCGCCAUGACGGCGAUCAGUUUCUACGAGGUCGAAUUCACCUUCGACAAGCAGGUGAUGGCCGAGAUCCUGAGGGAGUCCAGAGACAUGCUGCUCCGGUUGGUUCAGAGCCACCUCACCCCCAAGUCUCAUGGCCGAAUCUCGCACGUUUUCGAUCACUUUGGGGACGUGGAGCUCCUCAGUAGCCUCUACGGGGAGGUCGGGCCUUAUCGGUCCCAUCUCGAGAAGAUCUGCCAGGGAAUGAAUAAACUGGUGGAGGAAGGGAAGCUAUAGAGAGAGAGAGAGAGAGAGAGAGACUGCCCUCCCCUCCCUCCCCUCACCUUGCCUCCAGCCAUCUCCAAACCUCCCCGUUCCUUUCUCUGCUGCCCGCUCAUCUCUCAACCUGACCGCAGUCGGCCAGGUUCUCCGUCGUGUUGCCCGCGCCGCCAUGGCGGGGGCUCGAAAGGCGUGACGGGGUAGGGAAAUGCCGCGGGAUGUCAGGCUCCGUCCAGUUCGAAGGGGCUGUCGUGUGUGUUUUGUGUGUGUGUGCGUCUGUCCCGACUCCUGUGUGUAUGUCACGGGCUGGACGACAGGUGAACUGUUCAUGUCAGGCACACAGACACACACGCACACACACACACGCGCUCUGCGUCAGGUACACAAGCAGAAACAUGUACAGACAAGAGGCACUGUCUCUCUCACACACAAGCGCACACACAUAACAUGUCACACAUACACACACACCAUAUGUCGCACACAGUAGCACACCUUGUCUCACACACACAAAUAACAUGUCACACACAGGAACAGUCACUCACACACACACACACACACAAAUGCUCUGUCAGACACAAGGUCACGCAGACAGACAGAAACACUGUUACACACACACACAUGGGAGUGUCAUACACACAGACACAAGAAACACUGUGUCACGUACACAGACACACACUGUCACGCAGACACACCAAGAGACACGGUGUCACAGAGACAUACUGUGGUACAUACACAGUCACCCUGGGUCACGUCACGUACGCACACAAUGUUUCGCAGCUUUCCUUUGUCGGGUCAACAAAUUCAAAAAUAAAUUUUAAAAAUUGUUUAGCAGUGAAA